GAAAGACCAGUUGUGGGGAGCAUUCAUUCUUUAUUUGGUUGUGGAUGUGUAUCACAGAUCACUCUGUUUACCGAGGUAAGCCUUUAUCUGUGUUUGGUUUCACAUUUUCUACACAUAUGACAUGUUUCAGUGUCAUUUAAAAUACAAUCUUAGAAAAACAAAAGGUGCUAUCUAGAACCAAAAAGGGUUCUUCGGCUGUCUCCAUAGGAGAACCCUUUGAAGAACCCGUUUUGGUUUCAGGUAGAACCAUUUUGGGUUCCAUGUAGAACCCUUUCCACAGAGGUUCUCUUACGUGGACAGCCGCAGAACCCUUUUGGAACCCUUUUUUCUAAGUGUACCAUAAUACUGGGAUACUCAUGAAGGUCAAGAGGUCUAUGAGUUGAUCUAGAUUUUACCUCAGUUUUAACAUAAUCGUUUUUGCAACUUGCAUGACAAUGCUUUAGUUUAGUUUAGUAGGGCCUCCACUUGUAUUGUAGUUUGCAAUGACAGGGCACAGAUCAGUUCCCUACCAACACUGUGACUUAAAGGAUUAUAGGGUUUUGUAUGAAAAGUAGUGAUUUUGUCUGACUUAUAGAUUUAGUAUUCAGUCUUUUUGAAAGAAGGUUGUAGACUGGUAUUAAUCAUACUGGUCAUUUUAUUUUUAGUUCUAUUUUCUUUAUGAGAUUCUGCUGUCACACAGAUUCCUGUCUCCCUGACAACACCACCUCUCAAUCUGACACCAUGGAAAUUUGAUCCACACCUGUAUUUACAGUGUACUUACCGGCCACGGUGUCACCUGAAUCAUCAUAACACAUUGGGUUAUGUCCAGUCUGGUCUUGCACUUAUAGAAUUUACUUGUUGGUCAUUAAUAAAUUGAUAGAUUUAAACAUUUUUAAGGCACUACCUUGACUAUAGUGACUGGUUUAGUUUAUAACUGUGUCUACGCACAUUAUGCAUUUAUGCUUUACUUUUGAUACAGAGAAGAAACAUGACACCUGAUUUGGACACCAAGGACCGCUGCUUUAAGGCCUUGCUUAUCUGGAGCAAUUUGGUCAUUGCGGUAAGUUCGACUAAUAUGAAAUGGUGAGUGUGACUUUACCUCUGAUAUUUGUCUCAACAACUGACUAGGUAUCCCCUUUACCUCUGUUUUCAGUGCUGUGGGAUUGCCUUGAUGGCCAUGUGUAUCUUCUUCAUAUCGGAUCGAGGCGGAUUGUAUGUUUUGGUGUAUGCCACAGGAAAUGACAGCAUCUGGAGGGGAGCCUGGAUAGGCCUUUUCACUGGGUUUGCCCUUUUCUGCACGUCGAUCUUUGGAAUGCACGCCAUAGCUGUGUCCAAAAGAAAUAUCCUACUAGCUGUGAGUCGUUCUGCUGUACCCCUGUUACAUCUCCAACAAUAAUAUUUUAAAAACAUUCUAUGCAUGAAUACUUAUGUUAUUAAAGGCAUUCUAAUAUUAUCCCUUUGACUGAAAAACAUCAUUGGUUUGGCCUGCUGGAACGUUUGGCCAGAAAACUCAUGACUCAGACAUAUUUUUGUUUUAACUGUCUUACCUGUAGUACAUCCUCCUGAUGGUGAUCAUAUAUGCAUUUGAGGUGGCAUCCGCUAUUACUGCUGCAACACACAAAGACUGGGUAAAUCAUUAAGAUAAAUACAUUGUUAAAAUUGUCUUGGCAUAUUAUAUUUCAGAGUUUGCUACACUAAAUUUUAUGAUACAAAUUGGAAUUAGUGCACUGACCAGUGUUUGGCUAUCUUCUCAACAUUUUGAUGCAUCUCCUCAGUUUGUCCCCAACCUCUUCCUGAAGCAAAUGCUACAGAACUACAACAAACCACUACCAUAUAAUCUGCCCAGCACCCUGGACCAGAUCUAUGUCAUCAACGGGAUAACAGAAACAUGGAACCGGUUCAUGACUGAGGUAGCUAGGCCUACCCCACUGGUCACAGACGUCAGUUCACCGUUUAGUUUUGAUUUACAUUUGGUUGAGUUGUCAACUAACGUGAACUCAAUGUGAAAUCAACAACAAAUGUCACCAUGUCAUUGGAUUUAGGUUGAAAGAUGGGUGAGAAAAAUAUUAAAUGCCCUUACGUUUAUGACUUUUUGCAAAUCCAAUUAGUUUUCAAUGUUGAUUCAACGUCACAAUUAUGUGGAAACUACGUUGAUUCAAGCAGUUUUUGCCCAGUGGGACUGACUACUUUAUGAUGAUGAUUUAUUAUUUACUUACUGUUCUAUAGUACCACAGUUUGGUAAUGUAAAAUCAUUUAUGGUCUUAAACUCUCCCUAUUAACUGAAGCAUUUUAGUAACCAGAGUGCUCCUCUUGCAGUCUAAGUGCUGUGGAGUGUACGGGCCAAAGGACUGGGUGAAGUAUGAGUCCUACUUCAGGCAACAGAACACUGAUGCUGAUUAUCCUUGGCCCAGACAAUGCUGUCAGCAGGACGCCAUGGGAGCAAUCAGCCAUUUAGAGGCCUGCAAAAUCGGGGUCAGCCCUUUCCUGCAUGCACAGGUAAUUGUCAAAGCUGACUUUGUCAAUGACCACACUGAAAUGUUCACCAUCUCCUCAUUAUUGAGUGCACCACAAACCCCAAAAGUCUAAGGGAGUGCAGCAAAAAUGGUUUGGGGGGGGGGGGGGGGGGGGGGGGGGGGGGGGCAAAGGAGGAAUAUGUUGCGUACGAAGCGCAUCUGCUUUUCAAUAACCUUUUUGUCACUCUACUCCAAGAGAACCUUCAAAAUAAUUAUACGAUUUAUUGUGAAUAGUUCUUCCAUGAAUCCCAACAGACAAUGAAGAACCAUUUAAGAACCUUUUUUUAAAAAUAAAGUGUGGUAAAAUUAUGGAGGUGCCUAGCAGGGUUAUGCUGCAUGAAACUGUACAGUGCUCUAAUAUAAAAUCUAAUAUUUCUUUUAGGGUUGUUAUGAUUACAUUGCUGGUCCUUUAAUCAGACACUGUUUUGGAGUCUCAUGGUUUGGAUUUGCCAUAUUGUGUUGGACAGUGAGUACAGAAUGCAUAUCAUCAACUUCCAUAAGCAUGAAAUGUUUUUUUGCAUGCACUAGUAUAGUAUUCAAACAAAUUUGCACUGCAGAAACAAAUGUAGUUGCUCUAGCAUUAAGACAAUGCAUGCAUUACUCAAAAUAAGUUUGGUUUCAUCAUGUAGGCCUAAAUAUUGUAAGAUGGCAUUACUUAAAAUACCCCUUAAAGGGCCAAUCAGCAGUAGAAACAAUAACAAAGCAAACUCCCCACCACUGUUUCGAUAAAAAAGUGAAGGAUAGGGCUGGAGAAAUAUAAUCACUCUCAAAUUCAGAAACAGAGCUAUGGAUGCAAGACCUGACCAUCCAUGACAUAAAAAUGAUAGUUUUAACCAUGUUUCGAGGCUAUACAGUGUUUGUUUACAUUUACUUGGUUUACAAACACUGGAGUUAAACAAGCUUCUAUUUUGGGUUCUGAUAGAGUACAACAGUUAGACUAAGUUCAUGAGGCACUUAUAAGUUCAAUUCUUCAAGAACAAAUGGGUACAUAUAGUGAAUUUAUAAUCUUUAAAAAAUCAAUGUAGCAACUGCUGAUUGUCCCUUUAAAUGUGGUGGGAAAAAAAUGAAAAUAGCAUAAUGGAGAAUUGGAUCAACGGUUUUCUUUGUUUUUCCCUGCAGUUCUUUGUGAUGGUGGGAGUAAUUUUCCACUACACUCAGUUGGAUUUCUGAGGAUGACCAACAAAGAAAUCUUCAAAUAAACUUCAGGACAGAACUACCAGUAAAGAAGUAAUACAAAUAUUACACUUUUUUGUUAUGAUCAACAAAAAACAUUUUAAUGUCUCUUAUCAAAAUUGAGAAGCAAUAAAUGUACUAAAUAUUAUUGUUUUCAAAUGAGCUUUCUCAAAAAAGGGUGUAUAUUGUACCAUAUAAUACGCUGUACUCUUAAUUUUCUGUUCCCCCCCCCAAAAAAGAGGUUGCGACCCCGACUUGAAUACCAUCGGUGUUAGUAUGUUUCACACCAAUUAUGCAAUCAGUGGAUGGUUGCUUUGUGAAUUACAAGCAUCCCUCAUUAUGUUAUGUAAUUAUUAUACAACUAUGAAUAACAGUUAUGCAAUUAUACUGACAUGUAUGGACCCCUGCACAAGAUGAGGGAAACGUACAGUAAAUCAGAGAUUUAGCCUGGUCCUGAACAUCUGUAACCGACUCUCAGAGGAGACAGUGACUGAUUUGAAGUAUCUGUGAUUUUUCAUUCAAGCCCAAACACUGCAUGAUUCUCCUUGUUUCACCUUCUGUUGAUGUUUUUCAAAUAUAUUGCCAAAAUAAAUCAUUAUGACAAAUCAUUCUAUGAACAAAUUCUCAGAGAAUCCGUUAUAUGUGUAUUUAUAAUUUGCAUAACUUGCCGUGGCUAUACAUAAUACAUCCAAUUUUGGUCAAUACAAAAUUGUACAGGUUACAAGCGUAGUAUUAUGUCAACACAGCUGCAAACAACCAGAAUCCCUGUUCUGAUAUCUUUUAAAAUCUUCACAACAUUUAAAGCAUAGUGUUUGAGUCCUCUUUUUUUACAAUCUACACCAUUAUAAGUGCCAUUUCCCUCACUUCCUUUUGAUUUUAACUCAAACAUUUCUCAGCAAAGCCUAGUUUUUAAGAUAAAGUAAUCACAUCAGACACUUUACUUGAGGUAUUUCUGUCAUCUGUCCUCCUCAUUCUAAAAGCAUAUCGGACUUUACAGACCAAUA
Coregonus sp. 'balchen' is the source of this 4669-nucleotide messenger RNA. The record is from the annotation of a GenBank genome assembly. Lineage: Eukaryota; Metazoa; Chordata; Actinopteri; Salmoniformes; Salmonidae.